AUGUCUCCCCUACCUGGCUCUGUCUUCCCGUAUUCGCCAGCAGCCUCUCCUGUGUCCUCAAUACCUCCUUGGAUCCGUUCUCAGCGCCCACCACACCCCCGCCCUGCACAGCUGCAGCCACCAUUCUCUCCAGCGCCUUGCCCGAUUGCGUCAAGUUGGGCGUCCCCCAUAUCUCUCCCUACCGCGUCCUCCACCUCCUCAUCCUCAUCCGCAUCACCAUACACCCGUCCACGGGCCCUCCGGAUAGCUAAUCUACUCAAACCUUGGAUCCCUAUAAUUCUGUAUGUUAUGACGACGCUGGGCUUCCUCGCGGCCGUCAGUUUCUGGAAAGUCGAGGUCUUCGAAGGGCUGGACCAGCUAUCACACUGGCUACAGUCCGACACCUAUCUAGGCUAUGCUGUGAUAUUUGCACUCAUCUUCGUAACCACAUUCCCUCCCAUCCCACUAUACUCCACACUCAUUAUCCUCUCUGGCUACACUUUCGGUCCUUGGACGGGCGCAAUCAUCUCAUAUUGGGCCUCACUCGCCGGCGCACUCGUCGUCUUCACGCUCUCGCGCACGUUCUUCCGCGCGAGCAUAUCCCGAUGGUUGUCGUGCACGGUCACGAUCAAGCGCGUAGUGCGCGCGAUUGAGAACAACCCGAAGCUUCUCUUUCUCAUUCGCCUCGCGCCGUACCCGUACAACGUGAUGAACUGCCUUCUCGCGGCGUCGCCGAGCCUCACACUCCGCACGUACACGAUGUGCACCGCGCUCUCCCUGCCUAAGCUCAUCAUCCACACGAGCAUCGGAAGCUCUAUCCGCUCCUUCGCGUCGUACCACGUCGCGCGACCCGAGGGUUCUCCGGCGCACGACGCGGACGACGGUGCGGCGCUCUCCCACUACUCCACGGCGGCGGGCAUCGUGCUCUGCCUCGCCAUCUUCGUCUACCUCUCAUACAUCACCCGCAAGGCCGUCGAUGAGGAGCUGCAGGACGAGGACGCGCUCGAUGCGCGGUACGCGGAGGAACGCGUCGCGUUCCUUGCGGGCGAGGACGACUCGAAUCUCGACAUCGAGCACAUGGCCGAGGCCCCCGCACGGGCGCCCGUCACCAUCCGUCCACAACCCGUACGCGCGGACGCGGCGACGCCGACCGCGGACAGGCCUGCGGGCGGCACGGACAUCUCAGGCUCGAACGCUUAA
This is a messenger RNA of Trametes versicolor FP-101664 SS1, 1179 nucleotides long. RefSeq lists its product as uncharacterized. The transcript is spliced from 3 exons. NCBI's taxonomy places the organism in Eukaryota, Fungi, Basidiomycota, Agaricomycetes, Polyporales, Polyporaceae. The record is from RefSeq and is a predicted model, not a curated record. Bases 1 to 1179 code for a protein of 392 amino acids. Gene Ontology annotation, biological process: mitotic spindle elongation; vesicle-mediated transport. Gene Ontology annotation, cellular component: Golgi membrane.